Molecule: messenger RNA, 1972 nt
Organism: Medicago truncatula (barrel medic)
Lineage: Eukaryota; Viridiplantae; Streptophyta; Magnoliopsida; Fabales; Fabaceae
Product: cytochrome P450 CYP736A12
Exons: 3
Coding region: 87-1628 (513 amino acids)
Molecular function (GO): heme binding; oxidoreductase activity, acting on paired donors, with incorporation or reduction of molecular oxygen; monooxygenase activity
Source: RefSeq, a predicted model, not a curated record
AGUCAUCCACAAACACACCACUCGUUUAGAGAUGAUACCGGUUCUUAUAGCCCUCACUCCUCACUCUUGGUACUUGAAUUGUAGACAUGUCUUCAGCAACAAUAAUAACUACAUUACUUUAUUUCCUUCUCUUCACUUUCACAUGCUUUUUAUUCAAACACUUCUUACAUCCAAAACAAAAAAACAUAAACCAUAAAAAGCCACCAGGUCCACCAACACUACCAAUAAUUGGAAACCUUCACCUAUUAGGUAAACUUCCACAUAGAACACUUCAAUCACUCUCCAAAAAAUAUGGUCCAAUCAUGUCCUUACAACUUGGUCAAGUUCCAACAAUUAUAAUUUCUUCUUCAAAAGCUGCAGAAUCAUUCCUCAAAACUCACGACAUCAAAUUUGCAAGCCGGCCAAAGAUUCAAGGAACUGAACUCAUAACAUAUGGUUCCAAAGGGUUGGCUUUUUCUAAGUAUGGUCCUUAUUGGCGUAGUGUGAGGAAACUUUGCACUUUAAAACUUCUUAGUGCUUCAAAAGUUGAGAUGUUUGGUUCUAUUAGGAAGGAAAAGUUGGAUGUUUUGAUUAAGUCAUUGGAGAAAGCUGCUUUGGUGAGUGAGGUUGUGAAUGUUAGUGAGGUUGUAGAGAAUCUUAUUGAGGAUAUUGUGUAUAAGAUGAUAUUGGGUCGGAGCAAGUAUGAUCAAUUUGACUUAAAGAGGGUGGUUCAAGACGUAUUGGCUUUGGUUGGAGCUUUUAAUCUGGCUGAUUAUGUUCCUUGGCUAGGUGUAUUUGAUCUUCAGGGAUUAACACGAGCAUGCAAGGAAACGGGUAAAGCAAUUGAUGAGGUGUUGGAAGUUAUUUUAACAGAGCAUGAACAAACCACUAAUGUAGACAAAAAUCGCCAUGAAGACUUUGUUGACAUACUUCUUACAUUUAUGCACCAAACCAUUGAUCUAGAAAAUGAAGAAAAUCAUUUCAUUGAUCGAACUAACAUCAAGGCAAUUUUACUAGACUUGACUGUGGCAGCAAUUGAUACAUCUGCUACCGUGAUUGAAUGGGCUUUAUCCGAACUUCUAAGACAUCCAAGGGUAAUGAAAAUCCUUCAAGAUGAGAUACAAAAUGAAGUAGGAAAUGAAAGAAUGAUUGAAGAGAAAGAUUUAGAGAACUUAAGUUACUUAGAGAUGGUGGUUCAUGAAACUUUAAGACUUUACCCUGUUGCACCCUUAUUACUCCCUCGUGAAUGUAGAGAGAGUGUAACAAUUGAUGGAUAUUUUAUAAAGGAAAAGACUCGAGUUAUAGUAAAUGCAUGGGCUAUAGGGAGAGAUUCAAAUGUUUGGUCAGAAAAUGCCGAAGAAUUUUACCCAGAGAGAUUCAUUGGCAAGAAAAUGAAUUAUCAAGGACAAGAGUUUGAAUCUCUACCAUUUGGUUCUGGCCGCAGACGUUGUCCUGGAAUUCAAUCGGGUUUAGUGACCGUUAAGUUGGUUAUUGCCCAAUUGGUGCAUUGUUUUGAUUGGGAACUUCCAUAUAAUAUCAGUCCUUCCAAUUUGAAUAUGGAGGAGAAAUUUGGACUCACUAUACCAAGAGCUCAACACUUGCAUGUAAUACCGACUUAUCGUUUGGCAUGUGAUGACAGGGUUGAAUAGGUUCAAGAAGGACAAUAUUAUGCUUGUAUGCAAUAAGUUUAUUACUAUAUUAAAGGACAAUCUUAAAACCCUCUUUUAUUCUACUAACCCUCUCUCAUCAUGUUUUUUGUAACUUGGUUUCGAAUCCGUACGCGGGUUCGCUGGAUUGCGCUCAUGGUGAGAGUUAGUUUGUUAGGAUUGAUUAGGGUAGUUUCAUUUUUCUGUUUUACACGAUGUAUUUCCGUUUGGGUUAUUUCUGGGUCAGGUGCAAUGUCCCCCCAGCUCUUUACCUUUUGUUCUUUUAUGUUAUUUUAUUUCUAUUUUUGCUAUAAAAAAAAAAAAAAAGUAUAGUAGGUCUAAUGGUA